Molecule: messenger RNA, 2661 nt
Organism: Rosa chinensis
Lineage: Eukaryota; Viridiplantae; Streptophyta; Magnoliopsida; Rosales; Rosaceae
Exons: 5
Coding region: 1-2661 (886 amino acids)
Source: RefSeq, a predicted model, not a curated record
AUGGAUAGGUCAUGGGUGCAUGCUGAUAGGAGAUCUCAUGAAUAUAAGUUAGGGGUGGCAGAGUUUUGUCAGUUUGCUUUGGGAAAUGCUAGAGACCCUAACCGUAUUUGUUGUCCUUGCACAAAGUGUGGAAAUGUGAAAGAUUUUUCUGCACAAGUGAUAAAGGAUCACUUGUUUGUAAAUGGGAUUGACACAGAUUAUGUGAAAUGGACAGAACAUGGGGAGGUUGUAGUGGAGUCGGGAUCAUAUACGGAUAGUGAAAGUCUUGAAUCAGAGCCAAUUGAAUCUGACUCUGUACAGGGUAACAUGAGGGCAGAUUAUGAAGUAGAAUUAGAUAGUGAUGUGGAGUUGGAAGGUGAUGAGGAUGAGGAGCUUUCGAGUGAGUGUAAUGAAUUCAAGAAAUUUGUUGACGAUGCCAACAAACCCUUGUACCCUGGUUGCAAUAGGCACACCAGGAUGAAUGUGCUUGUGAGGCUUUACAACUUGAAAGCUAAGCAUGGGAUGAGUGAUUCGGCUUACUCGGACUGGUUGAUUGCCUUUGCUGAGUAUCUGCCGGAAGGAAACGAGAUACCUUCCUCUGUGUACGAAGCAAAGAAGAGUUUGAGUGCAUUAGGAAUGGAUUACACCAAAAUACAUGCAUGCCCUAAUGACUGUAUUCUGUACAGAAAACAAUAUGCCGAUGACACUAUUUGUCCUACAUGUGGUACAUCUAGGUGGAAAAAAUGCAAAAACAAGAAAGAGAGAGAGGGAGUCCCUGCAAAAGUGUUAUGGUAUUUCCCUCCUAUUCCUAGGUUCAAAAGAAUGUUUCAAUCAACUGAAACAUCAAAGGCCUUAACUUGGCAUGCCACCGAGAGAAACAAGGAUGGCUUAAUUCGCCAUCCUGCAGAUUCUGCGGCUUGGAAGUUGGUAGAUGAAAAAUGGGCAGAUUUUGGUAAUGAGCCACGAAACCUACGACUUGCAUUGUCAACGGAUGGGUUCAAUCCCUUUAGCUCCUUAAGCAGCAAGUAUAGUUGUUGGCUCGUUAUUUUGGUAACCUAUAAUCUACCUCCAUGGUUGGUAAUGAAGAGGAAACACAUGAUGCUUACCUUAUUGAUAUCGGGCCCUAAACAACCAGGAAACGACAUCGAUGUUUACCUUGAACCAUUAAUAGAUGACUUAAAGCUGCUAUGGGAAGGGGUGAAUGGAGUUUACGAUGCCAUCAAAAAUGAAACUUUUACUCUUAGGGCUCUACUAUUCUGGACAAUUAAUGAUUUUCCAGCGUAUGGUAACCUUUCAGGGAGUAUAGUGAAAGGCUACAAUGCAUGUCCGAUUUGCCUUGAUAAAACAAAACCUACAAGGCUAGUUCACGGGGGAAAGAUGGCCUACACCAUUCAUCGGCGAUUUUUAGGAAGACACCAUCCUUACCGAAAGCUAAGGGCUGCUUUCAAUAACCAGCCAGAACAUGUAGCAGCUCCAGUGCCAUUGACUGGAGAAGAAUUGUUGAGCAGGGUGGAGGCUGAAGUUCCACAUUGGCCCAAGACUAUAGAUGCUUCAAGGCUUCCCAAAAUCCAAAGUGAUCUGGUCGAAACUUUGUGUGAGCUUGAGAAGUACUUUCCGCCAUCUUUCUUUGACAUAAUGAUUCAUUUAACAGUCCACUUGGUUAGAGAAGUUGAGCUAUGUGGACCGGUUUGCUUCCGAUGGAUGUAUCCUUUGGAAAGAUAUAUGAAGGUCUGCAAGGGCUAUGUUAGGAAUAAAACGCAUCCGGAAGGGUGCAUUGCUGAGUGUUACAUAGCUGAAGAGGCGCUUGAGUUUUUAGGUGAACUUUUCUUUGAUAAUAGGACUGUUGGCAUCCCAAAAGAAAACAUCACAACUGACAAGCCUACCUCUGGUGCAACUGUUGAGUCUGUUUAUGGCAAAGAAUUUCAGCAAGCUCAUCUCUGCGUGCUUCAAAACACUGAAGAAUUUAGAAGCUACUUUUUGGAACACACGGAACAGUUGAAGAGGGAGUUCCCCAAGUACAAAAAGAAUAAAAAGUGGUUGGUGGACAAACAAAACAUGACUUUUGCUCAGUGGGUGAAGGAGAGGGUUGAAUCAAAGGUUGCUGAACCAGGUUGUGAUGUCCCUGAGAUUGUGAGGUGGCUAGCAGAUCAACCAAGCCAUGAAGUCCCGAAGUUUAGUGGUUACCGAAUAGGGGGAGUGCAAUAUAACACUAAGUUGCGCGAUGAUCUUAGGUCAACACAAAGCAGUGGGGUUUAUUUGGUUGCUAAGACUCCUCAAGUAGCUAGUGCUAAGGAUAAAAACCCUAUUACUGAAGACAUGAGCUUCUAUGGGUGUGAUUGGGUAGAGAAUGAGAAGGGUGUUAGAGAAGAUGAUCUUGGGUUCACUUUAGUUAAUUUAAAUAGGAAAGGUUAUCUAAAUGACUGUUUUGUUUUGGGAAAAAGUGUGGAGCAAAUAUUUUAUGUUGAAGACCCUGUAGAUCGUAGGUGGGCAGUUGUGGUGAGAGUCCCAAAAAGAGAUUACAUUGAUUCUGUUCAGGAGGAUGAUGUUGGGGACACCAUUCUUUCCCACCCCCCCAUCGCAACUACAAUGCCAGCUAUUCAGUCACAUGAUAACUCUCAAGAUGAGGAGCCAAUGGGUUAUAGGCGUGCAGGGAAUGAGGAUAUAGUAGUUGAGGGAGCGUAG